Molecule: messenger RNA, 808 nt
Organism: Populus nigra (black poplar)
Lineage: Eukaryota; Viridiplantae; Streptophyta; Magnoliopsida; Malpighiales; Salicaceae
Exons: 2
Coding region: 17-688 (223 amino acids)
Biological process (GO): protein phosphorylation
Cellular component (GO): cytoplasm
Molecular function (GO): protein serine/threonine kinase activity
Source: RefSeq, a predicted model, not a curated record
UCAGGAAGAAACAGGCAUGGAAAGGCUGAUCAAAGCAUCAAAACCAGCUGCCACGUGUUUAUUUCAAGAUGAGGCUUUUAAUACUUUUGUUACUGAAUUUGAUAGCAAUAAGCUCAGCUCUAGAGUUAGUCGUGACAAAGGGGGGAAGGAAGAAGCGUUAGAGGCUGAAAUAGAGAAGCUUAAAGAGCAGCUGAAGCAGGUAAACUCUGAGAAGGCUGAAAUAACUUCGAAAUUUGAAAAGCUUUCUGCCAUUUGUCGAUCCCAGAGACAGGAGAUACAGGAGCUCAAGCAAACUCUAGCUGCUAGAACUCCCUCACCAAAUAAAUACCAAGCCUCACCUAGAAUUCAACCAUCUGCAAGUCCUCUGCAAGAAAAAUCUGACUGGAGUACCCUAAGCCUAGAGACAAAGCCAUGGCAAGCAUUUGCAGAUGAUAAGAAGUCACAGAAGCAGCAUCUUUCAAAAGGCAACAGUCCACAGUCUGUUAGAACCAGAAAUGCACACCAGAAUAAGCAGGCUGCUGAAUUAACAUCCGAUUUUGAUUCCUGGGGUUUCGGAUCAGAGAAUUUUACAGCUGUCCCAGCCACCAGCUCCCAAAUUCCAGUGUCCAAUACUGAAGUGAGCGUAGGUGGUUAUAAGAUUACGGUGAGCAAGCCAGCUACUCAACCUGCUGGAUGGGCUGGUUUCUAGCUAAGUCAUUUGCGAAGCCAUAUAAGAAGGUAUAUUUACAUUAGAACCGUGACAUUUUUCCUAAGAGAUAAAUAUAGGGAGAAGUGAAAAAAUAUAUGGCCUUUUGGACUUGUUUGUUGU